CGGAGGAAAGUGUACCUUUGCUCUCCUAGAUCUACUACAAGUGAUCAUCACGCCAGACAGCUUGCGUACGGGGGUUACAGGAGGAUCCGUGUGUGACUGCCCUGUUCAGCAUCCCCCUGUCAGUUCAGUCUUUUCCUUGCAUGCUUUUUCUUUUCCUCCUCUAGUCCUUUGAAGGAUUCUCCCUUUUCAAACAAAUCCAAAGGAGUUUGUCUGGCUUUAGUGAGGCAGCUUGUGAGCAGGCGAGCUGGGACAGAAGUUCUCUGUCAGAAACUAUUCACUUUCAUUAGCAAAAGUGUUCUGGCUCUCCUCAGAGGAAUACCUCCCUGCAUAAAAUGAGUGGAUGUCGAAAACGGUGUAAACGUGAAAUACUGAAAUUCGCCCAGUAUCUUCUCAGGCUAAUUACAGGGUCUCUCCAUACAGACAGCGUAGAAGAUGAAAUGGAAAUGGCCACUGUGCGGCAUCGACCCGAAGCCCUCGAACUGCUGGAAGCACAGAGCAGAUUCACAAAGAAGGAGCUUCAGAUUCUGUACAGAGGGUUCAAAAACGAAUGUCCCAGUGGGAUUGUUAAUGAAGAGACCUUCAAAGAGAUUUACUCUCAGUUCUUCCCACAGGGAGAUUCCACAACAUACGCACAUUUUCUGUUCAACGCAUUUGACACAGAUCACAACGGAAGUGUGAGUUUUGAGGAUUUUGUUAUGGGCCUUUCAAUUUUACUCCGGGGGACGGUGCAAGAAAAACUCAACUGGGCUUUUAAUCUGUAUGAUAUAAAUAAGGACGGUUGUAUAACUAAAGAGGAAAUGCUGGAUAUUAUGAAAGCUAUAUAUGAUAUGAUGGGGAAAUGCACUUAUCCUGUUGUCAAAGAAGAUGCCCCGAGACAACACGUGGAAACGUUUUUCCAGAAAAUGGACAAGAACAAAGAUGGCGUGGUCACCAUAGAUGAAUUCAUUGAAAGCUGCCAAAAAGAUGAAAAUAUAAUGCGUUCCAUGCAGCUCUUUGAAAACGUGAUCUAACUCAACGCGGUUCUUUCUUCAAUAAAUGGACGGUAUGAACAAUCCUGCAACAACAAAUCC
Podarcis raffonei (Aeolian wall lizard) is the source of this 1070-nucleotide messenger RNA. RefSeq names its product potassium voltage-gated channel interacting protein 4 (gene KCNIP4). The transcript is spliced from 8 exons. The record is from RefSeq and is a predicted model, not a curated record. Gene Ontology annotation, molecular function: calcium ion binding; potassium channel regulator activity. NCBI's taxonomy places the organism in Eukaryota, Metazoa, Chordata, Lepidosauria, Squamata, Lacertidae. Gene Ontology annotation, biological process: regulation of potassium ion transmembrane transport. Gene Ontology annotation, cellular component: voltage-gated potassium channel complex. Bases 333 to 1010 code for a protein of 225 amino acids.